This is a messenger RNA of Camellia sinensis, 2427 nucleotides long. The record is from RefSeq and is a predicted model, not a curated record. Lineage: Eukaryota; Viridiplantae; Streptophyta; Magnoliopsida; Ericales; Theaceae.
GGGCUAGGGGAGGUAGGGGUAGUGGGCAGUGUUGUCAAAGUCGCGCCUAGGCGCAAGGUGAGUCGAGGCACACCAUCUGCUCCUGUAUAGGUACCAGGCGAGGCGGCUUGAGCCAGGCGAGCGCCUUAGCCGCGAUUUUAAAAAAGGCGAGAGAGGCGCAAGGCCCUCGCCUAGGCGCGACUGAGCGUUUAAUCUGUAGAUCUGAUCUAACGACUCAGAUGUGACUCAGAUGAACCUUUCGAAUGGCUCAUAAUCACAGAGGAUCAGAACUCAUGUACCAUAUGAGCCAAAUAGGACUAAGAUUAACCCUAAUCGAAGUCGUCUCUCUCUUUUUCGCCUCGCAAUCGACUUCGAGCUGCUGGAGCUAGACUUGGUCUGCGACUACGACUGCGACACAAGAGCUGGACUUCGACUGCGACACUGGAUCGACUUCGGCUUCGCAGUAAGUACUAAGUAGAAAAUGACAUCGAAAAGUAAUAGAAAAGAUCCGGCGUGGCAAUAUGCCCAUUUGGUGGAGGAGAAUAAUUUAAACAAGUUUGAGUGUAAUUUUUGUGGUAAAGUAUCAAAUGGAGGUGUUUAUCGGGUGAAACAACACCUUGCGGGAGGUUAUAGGAAUGUUACUGCUUGCCCGAAGUGUCCUCAUGUAAGAGAAGAGAUUAGAGAGUUCAUGUCUAAAAAAAAGACACAAAAAGAAGAAAUGAACAUGUUGCCUGAUUUUGAUGACAUGGACAUGGAAGAUGAAGAUGAAGAUGAUGAUGUCGUUGAGAUCAAUGUCAAUCAACACCGCAAGUUGACAAGUAGUAGCCAAGGUUCAUCCAAAUCCAAAUCCAAAUCAAAAAUGCCAAAGAGAAAAGGGCCUAUGGAUGUUUACUUCACACCCAAUCCUGAAUCAGUGGUGAAAAAUCGAAGAGACCAAGCAAAAGGGAAACAAACAAAAAUUGAUGCAAAUGACCCUUACAAAAAAGAAAUGAGAGCUCGGGCACUGCAAAGAUUUGCAAGGUGGAUGUAUGAUGCUGGUAUCCCUUUUAAUGCAAUAAAUUAUGAGAGUUUUGGACCAAUGAUUGAAGCCAUUGGCCAAUAUGGUCCUGGUAUGACGCCACCGACUUACCAUGAAGUGCGGGUUACCAAACUAAAAAAAGAAGUGAAACAUACUGAAGAUUUGAUGAAGUAUCAUAAAGAGGAUUGUGCAAAAUACGGGUGUUCCAUAAUGGCUGAUGGUUGGACUGAUAAGAGAGAAAGGACAUUGAUUAACUUUUUAGUUAAUUGUCCAAGAGGAACCAUGUUUGUUGAGUCGGUUGAUGCUUCUAGCUAUUCAAAGGAUGGGCAAAAGCUAUUUGAAUUACUAGACAAGUUUGUGGAGAAAGUUGGAAAAGAAAAUGUGGUGCAAGUUAUCACUAAUAGUGCUGUAGCUAAUGUGUUGGCGGGGAGGUUUUUGGAAGCUAAGUAUGAACACUUGUAUUGGACACCAUGUGCUGCUCAUUGUUUGGACUUGAUGUUAGAAGACAUUUUCAAGAUACCUAGACUGAAAAAGACAUUUGAAAGAGGUAUUGCAGUACAUGGCUACAUUUACAAUCGGCCUACGUUGCUAAACAUGAUGAGGCACUAUACAAAUUUGAAGAAUUUGAUCAAGCCUGCAAAAACUAGAUUUGCAACCGCCUUUUUGACUUUAUCUAGGAUGCAUCAACAAAAAAACAAUUUGAGAAAGAUGGUCACCUCCGAAGACUGGACCUCAAGCAAAUGGGCAAAGGAGCCACAAGGUAAAAGAAUGGCACAAACUUUGUUGAUGCCUUCAUUUUGGAAUACUGUUGUGUUUGCCCUUAAGGUCUCGGGUCCUCUUGUCAAAGUGCUUAGAUUGGUUGAUACCGAGAAGAAACCUCCCAUGGGAUACAUUUAUGAGGCAAUGGAUAGGGCAAAAGAAUGCAUUGCAAGUUCAUUUGAUCAGAAAGAAGAGAAGUAUAAUGAAAUUUUCGAAAUCAUUGACAAAAGAUGGGAUGUCCAAUUGCAUCGACCUUUACAUGCAGCUGCGCAUUUUCUUAACCCAGAAUUCUUUUACCCAAAAGCGUUAGAGGUGCAAAGAGAUCAUGAAGUGAUGAAUGGGUUUUAUGAAUGCAUGCAAAGGUUGGUCCCGGAUGUCACUGUUCAAGAUUUGAUCACUAAUGAGAUGAGUAUUUAUAUGAAGGCUGAGAGUCUUUUUGGCAAGGCUGUUGCGAUUAGGCAAAGAAAUACAAGAGCACCAGUCCUUAGCCUAACAUGUAGUUCAUCGGGUUGUGAACGAAAUUGGAGUGUAUUCGAACAUCUUCAUAGCAAGAAAAGAAAUAGAUUGGAACAACAACGUCUCAAUGAUUUAGUGUAUGUCAAAUACAAUAGAACAUUGAGAUUUAGGUAUGACAUGCGCAACACUCUUGAUCCCAUAUCUUUGCAAAAUAU